AUGGCGUCCGGUGUGUCGUCUGCCACAACAAACCUAUUAAUUAUAGACAAUACGGUAAAGGUUAUACUUUCUGACAAUGUAAAACUGCUUGCUGCUGACGUUAUAAAAUUAGUUGAAGAUAAACUUGGUGACGAUAGCGUUCUUGCUAUUGUUCCUUGUAAUGGAUCAUAUGAUGUUACCGUCGUCAAUAAUAAAUUAGCUAGUGUUAUAGCACGAGAUGGUUUGCUCGAUGGCUCUGAAGGUCUUCAUUGUAAAUUGAUAGAUUCCAGAGUAAAAGUUGUGUCUUUCAUGCAUAUCCCUGUUUAUGUUUCCGACAAGGAUAUUGAAGUCAAAUUGAAAUCUUGGGGUGUGACCUCAUGUGGUCCUAUAAUCAGAAAAACUAAGGACUAUGAUGGUAAAAAGAAGUAUGAUGGUACGAGAUUUGUAAAGGUGGAAUUCCCCCCCACCGUCUGUAGUUUACCUUAUGCAACUGUUUUCGAUGGUCAGUCGUAUUCAGUGCGUCAUAAUGACCAGGAGAAGGUGUGUUUUAUCUGUCUUUUACCUGGUCAUGUUGUUUCGAAUUGUCCCGAAUUCAAGUGCUUCAGAUGUUAUAAACAGGGCCAUGGGAAAAAGAGCUGCACUUCGGUUCUUUGUCCAAGAUGCAAUUUAUAUGAUUGGAAAUGUCAAUGUUUACAACCUGAUGAUAAUGUUUUUACUGGAGCUAAAAACAACAUUACUGAUAACCUAUCAAGAUCUGUUGUUUUAACGAAUGAAGUUCAUGAACCAACAACAGCUUUACCGUUAAGUGUUGAUGUGGUGUCGGUGAGUUUAACGGAAUCUGGAAAGGUUAACUGUGAUAUUAAUGCAGGUCGUUCGUCAAACAUUUUUUCUGACAUUGAUAGUACUGACAACGUUCAGCCAAUUACUACCCUAAGUAAAAAUGUGUGCGAUGCGACUGAUCAAUAUGAUUAUGAGGCGGCUACUGGUUGUGAAGAUAUGCAUGGUGUCAUUAAAGGAAGUGCUUCGUCUAUUCGGGAUAGAAAUG
Lottia gigantea (owl limpet) is the source of this 1024-nucleotide messenger RNA. RefSeq lists its product as hypothetical. The transcript has a single exon. The record is from RefSeq and is a predicted model, not a curated record. Gene Ontology annotation, molecular function: nucleic acid binding; zinc ion binding. Lineage: Eukaryota; Metazoa; Mollusca; Gastropoda; Lottiidae. The annotation marks the transcript as partial.